Messenger RNA from Postia placenta MAD-698-R-SB12, 2064 nucleotides. RefSeq lists its product as hypothetical. NCBI's taxonomy places the organism in Eukaryota, Fungi, Basidiomycota, Agaricomycetes, Polyporales, Adustoporiaceae. Gene Ontology annotation, molecular function: hydrolase activity. The transcript is spliced from 18 exons. The coding region runs from base 1 to 2064 and encodes 687 amino acids. The record is from RefSeq and is a predicted model, not a curated record.
AUGCUGUCUGCCACAUUUUUGGCGCUCUGCUUGACGUUUGCCGAACAAACUAUCUCGUUGCCCAACCAUGGUCUCGGUCCUUCCGCGUAUACCGUGCCAGGAGCAUUCCCAACAUCUCUGUAUCAAUCGUAUUAUAAUGAUCCAACUGCAACGUCGGCGGAACCACAACCGGUCAUCUCUGAUCCUGUCACUGAUGAGACGUACCCUUAUUGGUUAACAGACCCAGAGACCAUUCCUCAAAAUGAUACGUUCGAAGCGCACCCUUUGCCUCCGCCGGCGACAUCCGAUGUAUUCCUAGAGACCGCUAUUUCUCAGAUUAUCUCGAUCGCUGAAAAUCCGGUUUUUGGUAACGAUACGUGCACACGAUGCCAGGCGUCUCUGGAGGUAGCCAAAUUCCUGGUCAUGGCCACUCCCGCGCAAGGUCCGCUUUUGGCUACGCGCCUGUGUGAACAUUUCAACUAUACCAACGACUGUGGGACCAUGUACGGGAUAUACACCCUCGGUUCGUUCAUUACACAGACGCUGGCAUACGCGGACGUUGGUGGCUAUGACGGCCAAAUGAUUUGUAGCAACUUCCUCAGCUUGUGUCCAGUAGCCCCCACGAGCCCUCUUAACCUGACCUCUUGGUUUGCGAAACCGAAGCCCGAUCCUCUCCCGCCACGAAAGCAGCCAACAGGUCAACGUCUGAAGGUGUUGCAUCUAUCAGAUCUGCAUAUUGAUCCUCGCUACUCCAUCGGUUCUGAGUCAAAUUGCAGUGCUUACCUAUGCUGUCGUGUUCAAAGCUACAAUCCCGCCAGUAUGGACAAGAUCACGGCGCCCGCUGCACGGUAUGGUUCCUAUUACUGCGACGCACCCUAUCCUCUCAUUUUAGCCGCACUACAGGCCGUUCCUGUGGUAACGGGAACGGAGGAAGACGGUUUUAACUUCACAAUCUAUACAGGAGACUUGGUGUCGCACGACCCUGACAAUGAGCUAUCUAGGUAUGCCGUCACAUUUCAUUCUCAGGCCAAGACUGUCCUCUAUGACUUGAUCGGCCGAAUGAUCAAAACAGGGCCUGUCUAUGCGGUCCAAGGGAAUCAUGAUACAUACAGCCAAGCAAUGUCAUCACCCUACAACAUCGGGCAUGGCCUUACGAAUCAGUACAAGUGGUACGUGGAUUAUGACCAUCUUGCUGCGCUUUGGCAGCUGGAGAAGUGGAUCUCGCUUGAGACUGCUCAGCAAGCUCGUACUCAUUAUGCUGCGUAUUCUGUGCAACGGCAAGACGGACUAAGGAUCAUUACCAUCAAUACAGACUUCUGUGCGUCGUCAGCCAAUUACUUUAACUACAUCAACCUCGCGUCCUCUGACAACUCGGGAAUGCUGCGAUUCUUGACUGACGAGCUCCAAGAUGCUGAGGAUGCAGGUGAUAGGGUUUGGAUUUUGGGACAUGUCCUCAGUGGAUGGGACGGGACAGAGCCCUUGGAGAACCCGUCUAACCUCUGUGACGUCGAUCGCUUCUCUCCUCAUGUUAUCGCAGCUAUAUUCUUUGGGCACACCCACGAGGACCAGCUGACCAUAUUCUAUACGAACAAUGCCACAACGAUGAGUGCCGAAACAGCACAGACAGCAGCAUGGAUUGUUCCUUCCGUAACACCUAUCAGUAACUUGAACUCCGGCUUCCGGAUGUACGAAGUGGAUUCAGGUACAUUCGAUAUCUUGGACGCUUACACUUGGGCGGCAGAUGUCAAUACCUUCCCCGAGCUUGAUGGCCAGACCGAGUUCGGGCCUACUUACGCGUUGGAAUACAGCACGCGUUCGGCAUAUGGCGAUAGCAUCACCGGCUGGGGACCAAAUGACCCCUUGAACGCUACGUGGUGGCAUCUAGUCACCGAAGGUCGCGCUCUUAACAGUGAUGCUGUUCAGCUGUUCAACACUUACCAAGGGAAGAGCUCUGUGCGUACACCGGAAUGUACCGGAGAUUGUAUCACCGCCAAGAUCUGCUACAUGCGAAGUGGUAGCUCGAGUCUGUCCUUCGCAAAUUGCCCGGCUGGCUACGGUACAGUAUCCAACGGAUACUACCCAUGA